UCCCAGUCCAAAUGUAAGCCAGCCGUUGGAGAUCCGGGCGGCGAACCGAGCGACAAAGCUACACUCCCAGAUCGUGGAUUGAGUUGGGACGGAGUAUUUAAUCCACAGUCACCCGGAAUUGACAGUUCACUUGUGGGGAGAUCUUGACAUAUUUGACCCCUUCGACCUUAACAUGCAUUCCGCGUCCUUUCUCUCAGUGCUGGCCAUCGCGACCGGGGCGAUUGCAGCGUCGGUGCAGACAGUGCCUGACGAGCUUGCCACCAUUGGAGACCCGUCGGAGAUCCUGAAUGUCUCCUAUGCUGUUGGCUCGAGCAGCAUCGAGGUGACCCCGGGCGUGCAUUUGAACUCAUCUGGUAAAGCAGUCCUUCGGCUUGCAUCAUGGACCAUGAAUUGACGAAACCAUCUAGUCACCCACAAUGCACCCACCGUGCAUUUGAAUGAGACCUCUCUCAGCGGCAGCGGGCCCUACCUCUUCAUGAUGGUCGACCCGGACAUCAACACGACCAACCCAUUGUACGUGGGGAUGCACACGAUGGUGGUCAACCUGACGACCAGCGGCAACACCUCUGCGGAGGAUGCGGUCUGCUCCUACUUUUACCCCGAGCCCACCGCGGGGGCGGCGCACAACUACACCUUCUUCCUGUUCAAGCAACCCGCCAAUUUCACCAUCCCCAAGCAGUAUGCACCCUACCUGGCCACCACCUCGAAGACGCCGUACAACCGGAUCAACUUCCCCUUGGUCGAAUUCGUGAAGAAGACCGCUCUAGGAGAGCCGGUUGCGGCCAACUACUUCAAGGAGGCGGCUGAGAGCAACGCGACGGCGACCAGCUCUGGCUCCAGCAAUGCCAGCACAGCGACCAGCACGGCCACGGGAAGCGCCGCUACAAGCACCCACGAGGGGGCGGCUGCGACAGUGGGUCAGAGUGGUUCUUAUCUGAUGAGCGUGUUGGCGGUGGUGGGUGCGCUGGUGGCCGCCGUAUAGGAGUCAGUAUGCGUAGAGAGUGGGGGGGGGAAGACAGUCCGAUUGUACCAUUAUUCUUAAGGAGAUUAGAGACAGGGAGGAAUUGCAACGUCGGUCAUUUGACUCGAGCAAAUCAAGUGUUAUAACUGAGAAGACUAACUAAGUUAAAGGAGGUGUGAGUGGAGAGGCCAGUCGCCCUGAGCGACGGACGGGGUUUGUCUGGUGUUGGGGCUAAUGCAAACUAACUUAGCCCUGGUUCGUCCUCUUACAA
Molecule: messenger RNA, 1232 nt
Organism: Aspergillus saccharolyticus JOP 1030-1
Lineage: Eukaryota; Fungi; Ascomycota; Eurotiomycetes; Eurotiales; Aspergillaceae
Product: mitochondrial 54S ribosomal protein mL38
Exons: 1
Source: RefSeq, a predicted model, not a curated record